AUGUGGAGGCACAGUGGAAGCAGCAGCUGCACUGCCUUGCUGUCGUUCCUCGAGCUGGAACGCAACGUAAGAGCAUGCCUCGUCGCGCACCGCAAUGAUGUGGAUGUCUGUAGCGCCCUUGGUAGCGGUGUUCUUCGCGCACCACCGGCGCCGGUGGUGCGCGACCAUGAGAUGUUGGAACUCAACGUGGACGGCCUCAGCUUCACUUUGGAUAGCGUUGCGGGGACAGUGGAGAUCAACCGGCGGGGGUGA
Trypanosoma grayi is the source of this 252-nucleotide messenger RNA. RefSeq lists its product as hypothetical. The record is from RefSeq and is a predicted model, not a curated record. The transcript has a single exon. The coding region runs from base 1 to 252 and encodes 83 amino acids. Lineage: Eukaryota; Euglenozoa; Kinetoplastea; Trypanosomatida; Trypanosomatidae.